AUGCACCCUUUCUCAGUCCUCGCGCUUGGCAUAUUUGUAGCAGGCUACAUCACCGCGCGGUGGGAUCUAGUUACCCGGCUGUACGAGCUGGCCAUAUUUGCCUGGGAUCACGGUGUAGUUACACGCACGGCCAAGGGCUUUGCUGUCCUUUCCAUCUUCUAUUUCCUUUUCAUUAUCCCAAUCAAUCUCAUUGUGGCACGAGAGAUCAACUCGGUAAAUCCCCUAGGCGCAUUCCCUCCAUUGACGAGAGCCCGAUCUACUCACAAAUUCCGUAGCAUCCGCGUGCGUCCUUCACAUCUUUAUAUUACUUGGAACCCCUCUUCUAAAGUGCCCCGGAUCUUUUGCCCUCCUGAGACCAAACUUUCCAUCCAGAUCAUCACAUUCAACAGGCCCCAUCCGAUGCGCAUGCAUAUUGGACGAUUUGAACAAGCAGAGGUUAAGGCAAAAGCGCAAACCAGAAAACUUGUCGAGAAGCUGAAAUUGCAUACUGUGGUUAGGCAUAUUCCUUCACCAAAGGAACAGAUCCUCCCGGCAAUUAUCAACCAGGUUAACUGUUCUUUCGAAGUGGAGAAACUUCUUGCUAAAAACGUGGGCUUGGUUGGAGCGCGACCCAAACGCAGUCUAAGUGUCAGUGAGCGUGUGGUUGAAUCUGCCAGCACCGCAUGGGACUUUUUAUACAUGGCUUUGUCAUACAUAUUUCUAGUGUGGAUUUACCCGGUCAUUACGCAAGGGUUUAUUGCUGUACUCAUCAGCCAUCGAGUCGUGGCGGAGGUUGUCCUGGGUGUGCUCGAGUGGCGUGCUCGCCCAGACGCGGCUGCACUGAAAGAUAUAUCAGCUACAGCUCAGCAGAUUGAUAUACGGCUGCAACAAUUUUGUUACUGGCCGAUCCAAUAUCUGACAUUGCGCAAACGGAAGGACGACUGGGAAAGUGUAACGAACAGCCACCCGGAUUACAUAAGAUUCUACAACAGCCUUUGGUUAGUGGCUAAUGAUGUGAUCAUUGGGAUUGCUCUCGGAUCAUACAUCAUGGAUAACGCCGACUGGGUAGCGUCACAAAUCAACUCGAUUCUCACGUGGUGGACGGUCGAGGGUUUGCAACGGACAAUAUCGUGGCUCAUGGGCUGGCCUGCAGGUUUGAAGCUAAAUAAUGAACUUGCUGUUUUCAUGGGUGAUUUGUUUUUAUGGGUUAUAGAACAUUGGGCUAGUGCUCUCGCAAGCCUUCGCCCUUUUCUCCGGCAUGUAAUCUACAUGAUUGGAUGCUCCGGCUUUGCUGGCGGUAUUCAUUUCUCACUCCGAGAAGCUCUUUUGCCAAACUCUGCGUCGAAGACCGAUGAAAUGCCCUCUACCUCCACCUCGUAUAUCCAUCUCCAGUCCAUACCCCUCUCUCUUCGCCAAAUGUUCGACCAAUAUUUCCAGCUCGGCCACCGCCUCCGUAAGCACUACCUCUCACCCAGUGUCAUCCUCUGCCUGGUGACUGGUCGCUUUGUCCCUCCAAUCCACCGCCGAAACAUGUACAGCUUGCAGUAUAGCAUGCUCCCUGCACAGCGCGUCGGGAUAGGAGAAGUUUGGUCACGGUUGACGGAGAAGAAAACCCGGACGGCCAAUGUUAUGGCGCCCAUGCCGAAGAUUCCGAAUGGAUUCCCGUUUGACAGGAGAAGGCAUCGGUCAUGA
This is a messenger RNA of Histoplasma mississippiense, 1671 nucleotides long. RefSeq lists its product as hypothetical. Lineage: Eukaryota; Fungi; Ascomycota; Eurotiomycetes; Onygenales; Ajellomycetaceae. The transcript is spliced from 7 exons. Gene Ontology annotation, biological process: GPI anchor biosynthetic process. The record is from RefSeq and is a predicted model, not a curated record. Gene Ontology annotation, cellular component: endoplasmic reticulum; membrane. Bases 1 to 1671 code for a protein of 556 amino acids.